CCAGCGUUACUAGACACGGAACACCAUUACCUUCCCACCAAGAAAACACACUUGAGAAUGUUUGCCUUCAGUAGCAAAUAUAUGCCAUUAUGAAUAAUUAUUUCUGGAAUUCUUUAAUUAGUGGGCCUGGAGUUACCAUCUUUGUUCUUUGCUUAUAUCUAAUACAAGUACAGACUGGUUCUGACAGUCUUUGGGAGGGAGUGCUGGAGGAUUUGAACCAAAUCGAAAAGACAGAGAUGGAUGUCUUUUUAUACACUGCAGAUGCAAAAUUUCCGGCUAAUUGUAGUGUACGUGUAAAGAAAUGUUUUGUUGAGGAGAUGAAAGUAAUUGUAUAUGAGUCUCAGCUUGAAAACAAUAACAAGGUUCGUGGCACCAUGAGUAGAAUUAUCAGAAUUGUCAUGGAGGAUUUAGAAGGCAGGCAGAACACAGAAAUAUCCCAGUGCCAAAAAUGUGAAACAUUUGAAGAAAAAAAUUAUGGAGAAUUUAUGGAAAGCUUCAGGAAGAAUGUACAAAGAUGGCAUAGAGAAGAUACUGAAGCAAAGAGGGGUUUUAAAGAAACUUUUGUAUCUUAAAUGCAAUUUCAUGUAUCAAAACUGAAGUAAAUUUAUAUG
Messenger RNA from Pogona vitticeps (central bearded dragon), 611 nucleotides. Lineage: Eukaryota; Metazoa; Chordata; Lepidosauria; Squamata; Agamidae. The record is from RefSeq and is a predicted model, not a curated record.